AUGUUCAACCCUACAUUGGGGAUAAACUUUGACACCAGCAGUGCUCCUCUUGCCAUUCCUCCUGCAAUGAAUGGAUAUUUGCUUCCCCAUCGUCUGCCGAUGUUGCUGUUUAUCUCGAUGCCGAAGAUAGAGGUGGCAGCGGAGGCAAGGAUGCCGAGUAGGUUACUGGGGAGGGGCAGGACAUGGAUGUUAAAGCCUGAGGGCUUUGUGCCAACGGUAAAGAGCUUGGCUUAUUUAUCUGUGGUAAUACUUAAAGUGAAGCUAAUAAGUGGCAGGGCGGCAAACCUUGAUGACUUCAUAGGGACCUUCCCAUGUUGGUUCGAGGGUACCUUCGGCUGA
This is a messenger RNA of Prunus armeniaca (apricot), 339 nucleotides long. NCBI's taxonomy places the organism in Eukaryota, Viridiplantae, Streptophyta, Magnoliopsida, Rosales, Rosaceae. The record is from the annotation of a GenBank genome assembly.